Messenger RNA from Macrosiphum euphorbiae (potato aphid), 276 nucleotides. The record is from the annotation of a GenBank genome assembly. NCBI's taxonomy places the organism in Eukaryota, Metazoa, Arthropoda, Insecta, Hemiptera, Aphididae.
AUGGCCAAAAAAUUCCGCAUCUAUUCCAGACCAUUGGAAAUAAACGUUGAUACAAUAAACACUGUAAUAAUGACAACGUUCAUCUUGCAUAACUUUUUAAGAACGAGACAAUCAGGAGACGAAGAAUAUUUUGAUAAUUUAGAGGAAGAAUAUAAUCAACAAGAUCAAAAUAUGUUAUUGCCAUUUAUUAAUGAUAGUAGAAGAGGUUCAAACGAAGCAUUUGAAAUUCGGAAAAAAUUUAUUAAUUGGUUUAUUGAAAAUCGGUUAGAAAAAUAA